Molecule: messenger RNA, 779 nt
Organism: Trachymyrmex cornetzi
Lineage: Eukaryota; Metazoa; Arthropoda; Insecta; Hymenoptera; Formicidae
Product: mediator of RNA polymerase II transcription subunit 15
Exons: 6
Coding region: 159-596 (145 amino acids)
Biological process (GO): regulation of DNA-templated transcription
Molecular function (GO): transcription coregulator activity
Source: RefSeq, a predicted model, not a curated record
ACUAUGCAGUAUGCGUUAUGCAAGAGUGUGUGCUGCGGCCUAUAUACUGUAUUAAAAUGGCGAUGACGACCUAACCCAACCGACGCAAUGUCGCAUCUCUAGUUACUAGUAUCUAGGCCUUUUUAUUUAUUUGUAAGUAAUUGAGAGAUACAGUCAUCAUGGCCACAGACGAUUCUUGGAAAACGCCACAUUUUCGUCAAAGCGUAGUCGCGAAAAUUGAUGAAGCAAUACAAGUAUCUGGCAUGCCUACGACAAAGAAUAGCAUUGAAAUGGAGAAUCAUGUCUUUCAAAAAGCUAAAUCUAAGGAAGAAUACUUGGGUUUUGUUGCCAGAUUGAUUCUUCAUGUCAGAGAAAUGAAUUCUAAAAAGAGUGCAACUGGUAAUGCACCAGGUACUGCUGGCACUAAUAAUCAAGGAAUGCCUGAUCCAAUUGGUGCUCUUCAGACGUUAGCACGUCAGGGCACGGGAAAUAAUCAAAUGAUUAGCAUAGGAGGUCCUAAUCAUCAGGGUAUAAUCCCGCAACCACCUACAAAUACUGCAACUAAUCAUUGUAAGAAACGAGAUGUAGAAAAUAAUGAUGGCACAGAGGCUAAGUGAUGAUGCUGAUGAUAAAAUGUCAACACUAUCUUCAAGUGGGACGCGUACAAAGUGGUCUUCGCAAAAUUUAUCUACACAAUCAUCGCAGUUAAAAGGGCACGAUAUGCGGACAGAAGCUGUCCAAAAUGAGGCGAAUGCAAGACUGGAUAGAUAUGCGAAACUAAGUAAAAAUGAAUAUGAGAU